AUGUUUUCUCAACUCAGGCUCGACACGCUACAUCAACUUCACAUGACACUCCUCGAGCCGUAUCACUCUCAGACGAUCCAUACGCAUCUCGCGGCGAUACACUCGACCGGUCGAAGGAGUAGAGUUCUGGAUGUAGGAGCGGUGAGUGGGCCGAGCGCCUGUUCGCCAUCGCUGACGCCAUGCUCAGACAUCAUACACGUCAAGAUUCUUCUGCUUGAAAUACCAGAUUACUCGGCCAUUAUUGAACGACUCGCAGUGACGCUUCGCCCAGGGGGACUGUUGAUUCUCGUCGAAACUGAACCUCGUUAUCUUUCUUCCAACGGGGAAACGUCUCGCUGUAUCAGGACAUUAGACGCGUGUGUGAGGGAUGCAUACGCAGCGCGAGGAGUGGACACUACCCUGCCUGCGAAUCUGCUCCAAUGUCUCGCCUCAUCCCGAGUCUUUCACACGCCCGCAUUCACACAAGAAUUAGGCAUGCCCACAGCAGGCUUCCUCAGAGGUAGUUCUCAAUCCUUGGCUCGAGCCGGAAGACUCCAUAGAUCUUUGAUCGAAGCCAACAUUGCCAAGAUCAUACCGAUCGUCCUGGCCAACGGGUACGAACAGGGACAGAUACGACAGCUGGUCAAGGACUGCAUCGAGGAGCUGUCGAGCCCUGAUUCGAGGCAUUACCAGCGUCUUUUUGCCGUGUACGGACGAAAGAUUUGA
Molecule: messenger RNA, 705 nt
Organism: Kockovaella imperatae
Lineage: Eukaryota; Fungi; Basidiomycota; Tremellomycetes; Tremellales; Cuniculitremaceae
Exons: 7
Coding region: 1-705 (234 amino acids)
Source: RefSeq, a predicted model, not a curated record